UAGCUUCCCAGAGCGGCCCUGACGGCCCCUCAGACCCAGACGGUCGGCUGACGUCACUUCCGGGUCGGUUCCGAUUGGCGGGGCGGGAGGGCCGAACGGGCCAGGUUGGGCUGCCGAGCUGCUCGGCGGCGGUGAGGCCAAAUAGGUGCAUCAUGUAUAUCUAAUCCGAGAGUCUCGUGCUUCUGCUAAGGUGAAUGAGUAUUGUCAUUCUCCUCCUGAAUGACACAGCUUAGCAUGCCAGAGAAGAGGAGGGGGAUAGACAGCCUGAGGGCAGCAGGCAGUACAGCACCUGAGUACCCAGGUCUUGCCCACUGCCCUGGAAAGCCCAAGACUCAGGCAAUGGCAGCCUUGUUCCUGUCUGCCCCACCCCAGCCCACUCUGGACUACAUCUGGGCUGCAGCAGUCCCUGUCAUUCCAGACCGAGGUGACCUUCGAGGACGUGGCUGUGCUCCUCUCCCGGGAGGAAUGGGGCCGCCUGGGCCCUGCUCAAAGGGGCCUCUACAGGGAUGUGAUGCUGGAGACCUACGGGAACUUAGUCUCACUGGGAGUAGGACCUGCAGGCCCCAAGCCUGGAGUGAUCUCACAGUUGGAGCGAGGGGAUGAGCCCUGGGUCCUGGAUGUGCAGGGCACUUCUGGGAGAGAGUACCUGAGAGUCAACAGCCCAGCUCUUGGGACCAGCACUGAGUACAAGGAGCUGACUUCACGGGAGACAUUUGAUGAGGAAGAACUGGGCCAUCUGAGGGGGAUUUUUCCCCAGGGAUCUGAGCCAGUAGAUGCUUCUAAUCGUGCCAGGAAGCCAGAGGGGAGCCUGGAAAAGCUAGUGGAGCAAAACAGGCCAGUCACACUGACCAAAGGGGAGAGCAGCAGAGAGUCUGGGGAAAGCCUCAGGUUGGUGUCAAGACCUGUUCCCGACCAGAGACCCCACAAAUGUGAUAUAUGUGAGCAAAGUUUUGAACAGAGAUCAUAUCUCAACAACCAUAAGCGUGUACACAGGUCAAAAAAAACAAAUGCAAUUCGUGAUUCUGGGGAAAUCUUCAGUGCAAACUUAGUUGUUAAAGAAGAUCAGAAAAUUCCUACUGGGAAAAAAUUGCAUUAUUGUAGUUACUGUGGGAAAACAUUCAGGUACAGUGCCAACCUUGUCAAGCAUCAGCGGCUUCACAGUGAAGAGAAGCCCUACAAAUGUGAUGAGUGUGGAAAAGCCUUCAGCCAGAGCUGUGAGUUCAUCAAUCACCGAAGGAUGCACUCAGGAGAGAUUCCCUACCGGUGUGAUGAAUGUGGAAAGACAUUCAAUCGGAGGCCCAACCUCAUGAAGCAUCAAAGGAUUCACACCGGGGAGAAACCCUACAAGUGUGGUGAGUGUGGGAAACACUUCAGUGCCUACUCUUCCCUUAUUUAUCACCAGAGAAUCCACACUGGAGAGAAACCCUAUAAAUGUCAUGACUGUGGGAAAGCCUUCAGCGAUGGCUCAAUCCUCAUCCGACAUCGUCGGACUCACACUGGAGAGAAGCCAUUUGAGUGUAAGGAAUGUGGCAAAGGCUUUACCCAAAGCUCUAACCUCAUCCAACAUCAGAGAAUUCAUACUGGAGAGAAACCCUACAAAUGUAAUGAAUGUGAGAAAGCUUUCAUUCAAAAAACCAAACUUGUUGAACAUCAGAGAAGCCACACUGGAGAGAAGCCCUAUGAAUGUAAUGACUGUGGCAAAGUUUUCAGCCAGAGCACACACCUCAUCCAACAUCAGAGAAUCCACACAGGAGAGAAGCCCUACAAGUGCAGCGAGUGUGGGAAGGCCUUCCACAACAGUUCCAGACUCAUUCACCACCAAAGGUCACACCAUGGAGAGAAACCUUACAAAUGCAGUGAUUGCAAGAAAGCCUUCAGCCAGAGCACUUACUUGAUCCAGCACCGGAGGAUCCACACCGGAGAGAAACCCUACAAGUGCAGUGAGUGUGGGAAGGCCUUCCGGCACAGUUCCAACAUGUGUCAGCAUCAGAGGAUUCACCUCCGGGAGGACUUCUCCAUGUAACGGGAGCAGUGUCUGAGGGCAGAUUCCAGUUGAGUGCUUCCUGCAUGCGCCCCCAGCACCUGACUCUGCCCUUUAUUGAUUAUCCACACAAUGUUUUCACAGGGUGAAAGAGCAUUUCUAAUUAAAGAAACCCCUUUUCUUACGUCAAAA
Messenger RNA from Callithrix jacchus (white-tufted-ear marmoset), 2173 nucleotides. Lineage: Eukaryota; Metazoa; Chordata; Mammalia; Primates; Cebidae. The record is from RefSeq and is a predicted model, not a curated record.